GCCAACCAAAACUAGCCCUGCGUUCAUGCAUGUUUUUGAUAUUAUCUUACAAAAAAACGAAUUAUAUAACUCUUUCCGGAACUGCUAAGCUAUCACUGUGACAAAGGUGCAUUUUGGUUUAUUUAAGUUGUAAAUUUAUACCGUAGUUUCCGUAAAAUUCUCACUUUUCAUCGAUAUGAGCGCAGACUAACUCCGUGCUAGCUUUUCACUUGUAAUCCGCAAAGUAACAACUAGGCAGCAGCUAGGUGGGCUAAUGUUGAGCUAUAAACAUUGCGUAAAGGCGCCUUUUGGAGAAUAUUCAGAUGGCUGUACGUUGGUUAUGCAGCCUGUUUGGGAAGCCCUUUGAUGGGGGGAAGCGGAUGGACCCAGGCAUGCCUCAGUCCCCUCCACAGACUCAGCCCCCUCCUCCGGGCUUCACUGUACCCGCCUUCAUGGUGCCCGGGUUCACAGUGCCCGGGUUCACUGUACCCGGGUUCACCGUCCAGCACCACCCGGCCCUGAUCCGACUGGGCGAAGUGCACAGGGAGGUGGCGACGCUCGGGCCUCACGUCUGCACCUUCAGUGGGCUCCAAAACGACAGAGAAUACAAGAGACUGGAGAGAGAGCUCGCCAAGCUACAGCUGGAGGUGGACCAGGUGGACACAGAGGGCCGUGCGGACCUGCAGGCUGCUCGUAAACGCGCUGCUCAGGAGGUGGAGGGUUUGCUCCGGUACAUGGAGGAAAACGCCACACACCCCUCCAGACUCGCCAUCGAACAGCUGAGCACAGAGGCACGCAGCCUGGUGGAGGACAAGAUCGUCGCCCCCCAGAGGUCAGGAGGAGUGGCUGAAAUCAACGACGAGCUGGUGGACGCACUGCAGCAGCUGGUGCUCAAACUCACACAGGUGAAGACAGAGGGGCGUAUCCCUCUGAGGAAAGCCCGGUAUCGUGCUCUGACUCGGCUGUGUGCGGUUCAGGAGGUGAUCGAGGGCAGGACCCAGCAGACCCUCUCUCUGCCUCUGUCUGACGAUACACACGAAGCUGUGCACCGAAUCAACAACAUCAUGGUCAAGGUGAGCGUGGCGAGAGGCCAGUUGGUGGCGCUGUUGAUGGGUCUGAGCGGGCGGGACAGCUGUGCACACCUGUCCCGGAUCCUGACGGAGCUGCAGGUCGAGCUGGAUGCCCUGGACGUGUCUGGGAACAGUGUGGUCAGAAACUACAGGAAGCAGGUGGUGGAGGAGAUCAACGGACUGUUAAAGCAGCUGGACCUGGAGGAGGAGGGAGACGACACGCGCAGAUAUGAUUUGGCUCAGAAUGACUCCAUCCGUGAGAUCGAGGGCGUGCGGGGCCAUGUGUCCCAGCUGAGAGAGGCCGUGCUUCGGAGCUGCUUCAUGGGAGACUUCAGCUUCAGACCCAAAGCUGAGCUCCAGAGUCUGGUGACCCGUCUGGACCAGGUGGACACAGCCAAAAACCCCUGUAUCCGAGAGGCCAGACGCAGAGCAGUGCUGGAGGUGCAGGCCGUCAUCACCUUCCUGGACCUGAGGGAGGCGCUGACUUUUCGACAGCCGUGCCCCGCGGAGCACCCAGCGUACCGCGCCGUGUGGACCGUCCUGGGGAACCUGUCCGAGCUCCAGGCGCAGGUCCUGGGCUUCGAUGGGAAACGGGCCGAUAAGAGCUACCUGAUGCUGGAGGAGCUUCUGACCAAACAGCUCCUGGCCCUUGACGCCGUGGAUCCAGAAGGACACGAACCCACCAAAGUGUCCAGGAAACAGGCCGUGAAGUUUGCCCAGAACAUCCUGAGCUACCUGGACAUGAAGACGGACGAGUGGGAGUACUGAGAGACUAAUGCAAGUGUGUGCAGAGAAAUGAGUCCAAGAAUCACAGAAGGAAGGGUAUUUAAUAAAACAAGCUCCAAAAAGCACCUUUAACUUUUGAGUACAUCAAGUGUUUAGCCCAAGCACAGACGUAGUAAGCAGUGUGAGGGUUAAACCAGCAACCAUCCUCCGCUAUCUGGAAAUGGAAAAGGACACGACAAAUGCAGUGUGUUAGGAGAUAUUGACCUAAACAUCUAAAAAAAAAUGUGAGGAAUUAAUCAAUUUACCCAAUUUAUUCGGCUACCUUAUCUGUUUCCAAUCUGCAGUUAGUUAUAACCCUGCAGACUAUCAACUAGGGAUGGGCAUUCGAUUAAAUUUUCUUAAUCGGUCAUCGGGAGAAUUAACGAUUGAUUAUCAAUUAAUCAUUAACGUUUUUCUAUUAAAAUCAUCAUCAUUACUAUCUGCACUAUUAAUCUGCAUAAAUAAAUUAAUUUUUUUACAUAUAAACCAAAACCACUCUAGAUCCACAUCAGCCCGUUUGACAUUAGAAUGUGUUUAAUGCAGCUUUGUGCAAGUCUCACAGAAACCAAACUUAAAGCCACAUGGCUCAUUUGCAUAAACUAAGCAAAGAAAAAAACAGCUCUUGUGCACUGAUGCAGACAUGACUCAGUGGAAUACAGGUUAGUGUGACCAUAUUUGCAUUUGUCAAAACCAGGACACCGUACGGGGGGAGGGAGGUGGGGCCUCGUCAUCGACAUUGAGCGACUCUCACCUGACAAAGCUUUUUCAUGUUUUUCGGUGUCCUGAUGCUUUGAGGUCCCUGACACCUCCAUUGGACACCGAAACAUAUGUGCCUGUUUUUACACUGUGCACAUGGACUCUCACUUUUCUCGACCGGGACGGAAAGCAUGUUGCAGACUGACCGACUGUUUGUGUCUGCUCGCUCCUUCUGAUGCACAGACGCUACGAGAGACGCUCAGUUUAAUGACCCAAUGAAAGGAAAUGAAAACCCGGACAUUUACAUCACUUUAUUUAACAGGACAGGACGUGGAAAACAGACAUGUCUGGGGAAAAACAGACAUUUGGUCCCCCUACGCUACGCACAGCAACUUACAUUUGGUUUGUCGAUUAAAAAUGAACGUUAUCGACAAAAUUCUUAAUGAUCAGUUAUCGAUUAAUUGACUAAUCAUGCCCAUCCCUAAUAUCAACAUUCACAUAUAUACACUGGUAAGGUAGGUCAGGUGUUUUGCCCAAGGACACAACAACAAGCAGUUUUCAUAGCCCUAACUGGAACUGGAAUGCCCAAUAUUUAUUUCUAAACUGUACAAAUUGAUUUUUCCCUUACUGAUUUUUGAGUUCUUGAUUUUUUUGAUGGAAAUUUUAAGGGGGAUGUGCUGGAAAUUUGGCACAGAAAUUAGACCACAGUGAAAUAAAAAUAGGGAAAUUCUUGUUUUAAGAAGAAAAAAAUCAAACGAGGAACAAAAUGAUCUAAUCUCCUGCUGAAAGAUUCACACUCUGAUUAUUGAGCACAGCGCGGUGUUGGAUUAUAUUAAGUUUGUUUUAUUGAAUACCCCUUUAGUGUCCUCUACACAGUGUAUGUCAUGGCCAGUCCUGUUUUUCCUUACACACCUGCUGAAAAGUCUGGAUCUCAUUUCUCUGAACACAUUCUGAACAAACACUGGUCAUUCCACAGCUUGUAAAUAGACUCCAACUCCCAGAGUGCACUGCAGCAGCCCCGUUUCCUCAUUGACUUUUGUUUGGGAGGAUUUUGUCGCCCUCUACUGUCCGAGUGCUGUGUCUGUCUCCUCUGUGUCCGCUGCCAAAGCUGCACCACGCGCCUGUUUCAAACUCUCAUUCAGAAAAACAACGCCACAAGUCAAUUUUUCUCCCAAUAUGGAGCGUUCCCCGGAGUAUUCCCCAACUUUUUAUUUUGACCUGGUUAGAGACAGACAGAUGCUGCUAGACUUUGAUGAGAAAACGCUGAAAAUAGGACGGAUCACAGUUUAUAACAGUAUUUCAUUACAAUUACAAUCAGCUUUGAGUGGUUCUAAUACACUGAAAAUGAUUUGAAAAGCAAAAUGGUUACAAUGCCUUUCACUAAUCCUGGAUAUAUCUGAUCAAAUAUUGAAAAGUAAAAUGUGUUAGAAAACUUAGAUUUUUUUUUUUUUUAAUUUAGACAAAAAAUCUAAGAAAUCACUGGAUUACAUUUCAGAUUUGACUAAACUUGGGUCCUAAGAAGCAAUGAACAUCCAGUCGAAACAGGAUGAUUCUAAAGGUUUUUUGUGAUCCUGGUUCAGUCCUGGUCUAAUUCAGGUUUAGUCCUGGUUUAGUCCUGGUCUAAUUCAGAUUUAGUCCUGGUUUAGUCUUGGUCUAAUUCAUGUUUAGUCCUGGUUUAGUCCUGGUCUAAUACAGGUUUAGUCCUGGUUUAGUCUUGGUCUAAUACAGGUUUAGUCCUGGUUUAGUCUUGGUCUAAUUCAGGUUUAGUCCUGGUUCAGUCCUGGUCUAGUCCUGGUUUAGUCCUGGUUUAGUCCUGGUUUAGUCCUGGUUUAGUCCUGGUUUAGUCUUGGUUUAGUCUUGGUUUAGUCCUGGUUUAAUCCUGGUUUAGUCCUGCUGGAGAACUGUAUAGGUUAAGCAUUAGUGAAGGGCAUUGUAAUUAACUAAUUUAUUUGAAUCUACAAGGGAAAAAUUACAAGGAAAAAUCAAUUCAGAUUUCAGUUACAUUUUUGUAAUUUCCCCCAGAACCUUCUGUAAAGGACAUGGACCCCUCAUUGGAGCUAAAAAUAUUUCUAAUAUAUGAUUAGAGCAAUCGAUCCCAGGCCUCUGUUGUCUAGAUAAACACACUUUUCUAUUUUGUAUUGUCCAAAAUUCUUACUUUAAAUUGCAUAAAUAAUAUUGGUAGAUAUUUUCAAACCAAUUUUAUCAUAGUUUGAAUUUGGGAUAUCAAGAAAAGGCUGUAUUUUUCUCUACAAUCUCCGUGCGUCACCAGCAACAGCAGUUUGAUAAAAGCAUCGAUUUAAACCCUUAGUGUUAUCUCUCGCUCUCAAAACGUCCGCCAGCAAAACGUCAACAAGACAGUUCCACUGUAACUCCUCGUCCUCUGAAGCCUGGUACACGUGGGACGUGUCUGAAACUAAAAUGGAUCGAACCUUUAAAUUGAAAGUUGUGUAGUUGAAAAUUUUGAGGAAUCCUGCUGCUACUGCCAUUAUUUCAGUUUGAUUUUGAAGCCCCAGAGAAAGAAGUGGACUAUAUACCUUACAGACACUAACGAAGAUGACAUUUAGACUUAUUUUUUUGUUAGAAAUAUUUCCACAAGGUUAUAAGGAGGUAUUUGUGCCUUUAUUUUUGUCAUCUGCUUUCGAUUGUCUAAGUCGUGUUGUGAACAAGUGUGUGUGCAAAGUAUCUACACAGGAAACCAUCGUGGACUGAAAAAAAGCAUUUGGAACCAAAAUUGGACUUCAUUUAAAAAUUCUAAACUGAAAUUGAAUUGUUUAGUAUCACUUCGUCGUUAUGCGAUAUACAAGGCAAUCAGUUUCUAGAAUAACUAUUAACUCUUUAACAUUUUUAAAAGAGUAAAUAUGACGGCGCUGUGGUCAGACCUGGUCAAAUCAGACAUGGCGAAAUAUUAAAGGAACGAUGUGUAAAUUUUCUGCAGGGAUUCUUCAUGAUGUCUUCAUGGAGAUUACAUUGGUAUGCUGGGAAUGUUCCACAAUAUGGCAUUAAACAUAUGCUUUGAUAGAAAUCAGGGGUGUCAAACUCAUUUUGGUUCGGGGGCUGUAUCCAACCAACUUUGAUCCCGAAAGGGACCGGAUCAGUAAAACUCAUGUCAUAUAAACCCCAAAAAUAACAAUAAGUUCAAAUAUUUGUGCAGAGAAACACAAAUCUAUUACAGAAAUCUUUUUGAAUUGAUGAACUCUUUCUUUUACAAAAUAUUAUAAUAUUAUGAACAACCUGAAACUUUAAGAAAAAUACAAUUUCAACACAAUGUUUUAACAUUUUUCUUGUAAAAUCUUGCACUUGGCUCCACUUUUCUCAUGUUGGACAUUUUUCUGAUGAGGGUGUCACGGUCAACAGUCAAAACGAUCGUCCUUUAAGAGCGUUUGGAAAGAGACAAGUCUUCAUUUGUGCUGCUCUGGUGGGAGGGGCCACGUACAGAGACGCUGGAGACACUGCUGUGAUAAACACCACAGAAAAUUAACAAUAUUUUAAUAGAAAAUAUAAUUACAAUAUUUUAGUAGAAAAUCAGCUGAGGGCCAGAUUAAAGGUCUUGGAGGGCCGGAUCUGGCCCCCGGGCCGUAUGUUUGACACCCGUGAUAUAAAUGAUAGCAACUUGUAUGUGUUUUUAUAACAAAAAAAAAUCUUGAAAAACACGUAUUCUUAAAGUAAGAUCCAGGGUCAUGGAAAUCUUGGAAAUGUCAUGGAAAUUGAAAACGUCAUUUUCCUGGCCUGGAAAAGUCAUGGAAUUUGAGUAUCUCUUUCACGCAACUCCAGUGUUCUGUUAAGUUCUCAUUAGACUGUUCUGAUUAUUUCUGAACGUCUGCGCCUUUUGUUUAAAAGAGAGGACAAUAAAUGCACUGACAGGAUUUGUCAGUCAUGUUCAAAACUAUAAUCCCUAAAAAUGAAAGAGUUCACAUUUCAUAUUUAGCUCUAAAAGUCUGAUCUAUUCUACACAAGUCAUGGAAAAUUCACUUUAGGUCAUGAUCAUCAGUUUGGAAAUUGUGUCAGUGAAUAAGAGGGGGAACCCUGAAAAUAAGUUUAAUGUCAUACUGUGGAACUUUCAAGGCAAAGCAAUGACAUCUCCAUGGAGACAAGAAUCAAAAAUGUUUCACAGUGCAACUUUAGCCCUAUUGAACACUGAAGGCAAUAUUUAAAGAUGCAUUAUGUAACUUUUCUGGCAGAGGAUUUGUCAAAUGCUUUUCUCCAUGGAGAUGUUAUCGCUUUGUCUGGAAUGUUUCAGAGUAUUACUUUAAACCUUUCUAUCUCCAUGGAGACUAAACCAGACCAAGUUACAAGUCAGAUCUGUGGAGAGGCGACCCCGCUCAUUCAGAAUGUUUUUCUAGGUGUUUUUGAGCUUUAAAACCGCCUAUAGUUGAAUAAAUGUAAAGUAGAACUGUUUAAUGUCACACUGUGGAACAUUCCAGGUAGAGCAAUGCCAUCUCCAUAGAAACAAGAAGGUGACAGACCCUCCAACCAAAAAGUUACAUAGUGCAGCUUUAAGCAACUAUCAGAAUGCUUCUAAAAUCUUGAAAAUUCUGUGAAAAAAAUUCAACUUUCAUUGUCUUAUCGAAAAUGGGUAAAGAUUUGAUCAUCUCAUUUGGUGAAAUUGCAUUUUUAAAGUCCAUAUGCUCCUGUGGAUAACUCUAAAAACAAAACUUCUAUGUCUGUUCAGUUAGGAAGCGCUAUGCCAUAUACACACAUUUAGUUUGUAGUUUUUACCAAGUCUUUAAUUGCACUAAUUCUCAAAAAUGACACGUUUUUGGAGUCAGUAUUAAACACACUGGUUAAGAUGAACAUUUGGACAAUAACUUAAACCUAAAACUGGUGCAAAAAGUAUCUCCAAAACAGCCCCGGACAGACGUUAUACUUUUAACAUUACAUUUUUGAAACCGUGGUGUAAGAUAAGAUUUUUAAUUCUAUAAAGUGCAUUUCAGCUUCCACGCGUUGAUUAAAAAAAAGCAUAAAGGACGGAUGAAGUCAGUGUUUGAAAGAAUCUGGGUGAAAUUCGAAUGGAAAUUUUGUCUCACUUUGCAUAUUUUGGUUUCAUACAUUUCAGUGGAUGAAUCUGAUUAAGCAGAAAUGGAAACAAAAUUGAACAGAAUUGAAGUGAAAAAUUAAGGACACAAUAGUCAUUUAAAAACUUAUAAUUUUGUCUAACUGUUCAACUGCAUUAUAGAGGAGGGAGACAUUAAAGGACCUGAUUUUUACAGUCUUAAAACAGAAAAAAAAAAAACAUCUGAGGAGCAUCUGAGGAGCUGUUGUGGACAUGUUGUGUGUCAUUACGGAACAUUUUCACCCACAAAUUUAGAGUCAGUACGAUACAUUCUCUCUCAGACCCACACAUAUGAAGAGCCAUUACGAGAUAUUUUCACUCACAGAUGUAAAGAGUCAUUACUAGAGGUGUAACGAUAUCCAAGUCUCACGAUACGAUAUCGUCACAGUAUGAACCUCACAGUACCAUAUUUAUUGUGAUAUCAUGGGAAAGCUCACGAUUAAGGAUGUAACAAUAUCCAAAUCUCUUUAUACAAUAGUUUCACGAUAUACAACUCACAGUACGAUAUUUAUUGUGAUAUUUUUUGGAAGCAAACAAACUGUUAAUAUUCUCCUUUUUCCUCUUAAAAUGUCUUGACAGAACUUAAUCCAAAGAACUAAGACUUAAAAGUGUUAGACCUGUUAUUUCUUCCUAUAGUUUGCACUGAAAUGGAGCAAAGGAUCAUGGUCUAUGUAGUUCCCUCUGUCUUUUUUCCAGUUGCUGCACCAUAACUCUUCAUUUAACCCAGGGGUGUCCAAACUUUUUUCAUCAAGGGCCACAUAUCUAAACACAGACGAAGCAGAGGGUUGAUCGAGGGCUGUAGACUGGUGCACAAUACAGGGAAUAAUUAAAAUAUGUGCAUGUUGAACACGUUAGAAUGAGCCAUCAGUCUUUAUUCAUAUUAAGAACUUUAAAACCACACACUAAAUAUUAAAUAUGAGCUUUAUCAAGGUAGAUUUUCAAACAAAUGUGCAGUAAAAAGUAAAUUUUUAAUCGAUGCAAGGUCAUUUGGGCCAAUUCACUUGGAAGCCUGAGGGCCAUAGUUUGGACAUGCCUGAUUUAAGCAAAGAGAUCAAUUCUGAUGGUCCAUGAUAUCACUGUGAGAACUUUGACAAUACGAUAUCAUGAUAUUUUGGUUAUUGUUACAUCCCUAGUGAUUACAGAACAUUUUCACACACAAAUUUAAAGGGUCAUUACGGAAUAUUCUCUCUCAGACCCACAGACAUAGAGUCAUUACGGAACAUUUUCACACUCGGACGCACAAACAAGUAAAGAGUCCAGUUUUUUUGAGUAGGAUUUCAACAUUUAAGUGGAUAAGUUGAGAACAGCAUUUUUUUAUGUUGACUUUAUGUUGCAUUAGAAACGAUCCAAAAUAGUUUGCAGUGGUCCAAAGUUUUUCCUUUCUUACUUUAUGUUCUGAAAUAUGAUUCUUGUAUUAGUUUCUCAGUUCAGAUUUCUGAUUUUUUUAACAAAAUGUGAACUUUGAACAGAAUCUUAGUAGUGAAACAUAAAUCGUGUCAAAAAAUAUCACAAUUUUUUCCGAAUUAUUCAACCCAAACAGACAACAAAAGUACAAUUUCAGUAUUUCCAGUAUUAUCUUAUGUUCUGUCAUCCACCUCUACUCGUUGCAGAUUGUAAUUACUGAAUGAAUUGCAUCACGUUCGUCGAAAUGGGAACUAACUAAACUCAAAACUAAAAGUUCCAACUAAAUUUGUGUGUAAAUAGUUGAGAUUUGAGAAACCACGCUUAUGUUUAUCUAAAAUAUGCAAGUUGAGACGCCACAAAAACCUGCCUCUUAUUGUAACACGCAUUUGUACACAGAAUAUUUACAAUUUUUGAUCCUAGACUUUUGUAAGAAAACGGGAGCAGACCAGCAGUGUUACAGACCCCUCAGUCCUUUUUAAAAUCUCGAAAAAUGAUCAAAAAAAUCUUCACGUUUUUUGGUUUUUCUCACGUUUUGUUCCUCCAGCUCUAUCUCUGAAUGUAGUUUUUGAAUGUUCUGUCACGUUUUUGCUUGCACCAAAGUUUUAUUUUAUUUAUUUAAAAGUUAAAGUUUGUAGAGAAGAUGGAUUUAAGACUGAGAUAUCUGGGAUUGUGUUUUUGGAGAAUGCAAAAUGUAUAAAAGUUAAAAGUUGUUGGUAUGUAAGGAAGCUGAGGAGGGCCAUACAGUUUAGAUUUACUUAAAGGUGCAUUGUGUAACUUUUCUGGUGGAGGGUUCGUCAAAUGCUUUUCUCAGUGGAGAUGUUAUUACUUUGUCUGGAAUGUUUCAGAGUAUGGCAUUAAACCUUUCUAUCUUCAUGGAAACUAAACCAGACCAAGUUACAGGUCAGAUCUUGUCUUGAUCUUAUUUUGAGCUUUAAAACCACCUCUGAUUGAAUAAAAGUAGAUCCGUUUAAUGUCAUACUGCGGAACAUUCCAGGCAGAGCAAUGACGUAUCCAUAGAAACGAGCAGGUGACGGAACCCCAACCAAAAAAAUUACAUCGUGCACUUUUUAAGAAACGAAACACCACCUAAAAUCUAACUGUGAAUUGAGUUUUAUUUUGAAAUCCUUGAUGUAUUUGUACAUUUAAACAACACUAAUGGAUUAUUUUCAGUAUAGUUUUGAAAUGUUGUCAGUAUGAGGUGGUCAUGGGGUUUUGCAUGUUCUCCCCGUGUCUGGGUGUCCUGCCUGAGACACUGAAGGAAGGGUCAAAUCUGUAUUAUAAGCUCUACUUUUGUUUGUUUACGUCAUGUUUUUUUUUUUUUUUUUUAAUAUAUAUACUUUUCAUUUGUACACUUUAACGUGCAAAUGUGGGAUCUUCUGCCACCUGCUCGUCUCCAUGGAGAAUAUCGACCUCAGGGGUCUUCAACCUUUUACAUGUGCAAAAAGAAAAUGCCAAAGAGCUUCUCAUUUUAGUGGUCACAAGAAACGGCAUAGGAAAGCCUUAGAUGGGGCAAAGUUAGAUAUCUAUAAAAUAUAAACCUUUAUCCAUUUAUUAGUGCACAAAGACAUCAGGAUUAUACAUUUAGAAUGGUGGUUCAUCAAAUCAAUUUGUGUACUUCAGAAAUCCUUUGGUGAGCUACUUAAAAGGGGGUGGAGAGCUACAGGUCGGAGACUCCUGAUCUGUCUAUACUGCAUUGAGUUGCUAUGUUAGAAAGAUGAACCUUGAAAAACAUUAAAUUACUAUCAGCGGGCUUGCCUCUGCACAGAUCCGACCUGUAACUUGGUUUGGCUGUGUCAGCUGUUGUCUGCAGUGACAUAAUUAAGCUUAAUGUCACAUUAUAGAACAUACUAGUCAAAGUAAUAACCUAAAGGAGCAGAUAUUACAAGUCUAGAUUUAAUAAUAAUAAUAAUAUUAUUAUUAUUAUUAAUGUAUCGGUUUUAUACAGCACUUUUGGACACUCAAAGACAUUUUACAGAGCAUUAUUCACUCACUCCAUAUUCGGUGGUGGCAAACUAUUACUGUAACCACAGCUAAGUGCCAAGUGUCUUGCCUAAGCACAUGACGACAGUUUUUGUGACUGUCGCCCCACCGUGGCACCUGAUUUUCCCAGCAGCCUCCUAUCAAAGUCCUAACCAGACCUGGCUUUACUGAACUUCUGAGAUCUGACGAGAUCAGACUUUGAGAAGUCGCUCUGGCCACGAGAUUCUCUUCUGCUUCGUCAUUAUUUCAUAUUAAUCUUAAAUGAAUAAAGCAAAUUAAAACAAUGAAAAUGAAAAGAAAAACAUAAUCCCUUAAUCUCCAUGUGGACAAGCAGGUGUUGGUUCAAAGAAGUUCCACAUUACAUCUUUAAAUCAGUAUUGAACAUUGUGAUGGCGUGGUCCUCCUCAGCUCCUGUUUCGAGUGUGCACUGCUGUAUUUAAUGAAACCGAACGGACAAUUAGAAGUAAACAAAUGCAACAAAUGUGUUUAUAUCUGUAAAUUUUCAACUAAUGCACUUUUAUUUGAGUUUAAAGGUGCAUUAUGUAACUUUUCGGUUAAGGGUCAUGUGACAUUAAACAGCUCUA
This is a messenger RNA of Boleophthalmus pectinirostris (great blue-spotted mudskipper), 11528 nucleotides long. It is a transcript of the gene bag5, whose product is annotated as BCL2 associated athanogene 5. Gene Ontology annotation, cellular component: cytoplasm; cytosol; membrane. The transcript has 7 exons. The coding region runs from base 303 to 1817 and encodes 504 amino acids. NCBI's taxonomy places the organism in Eukaryota, Metazoa, Chordata, Actinopteri, Gobiiformes, Gobiidae. Gene Ontology annotation, molecular function: adenyl-nucleotide exchange factor activity; protein-folding chaperone binding. Gene Ontology annotation, biological process: negative regulation of protein ubiquitination; regulation of inclusion body assembly; protein stabilization. The record is from RefSeq and is a predicted model, not a curated record.